Glarea lozoyensis ATCC 20868 is the source of this 696-nucleotide messenger RNA. RefSeq names its product Isochorismatase-like hydrolase. The transcript is spliced from 7 exons. NCBI's taxonomy places the organism in Eukaryota, Fungi, Ascomycota, Leotiomycetes, Helotiales, Helotiaceae. The record is from RefSeq and is a predicted model, not a curated record. The coding region runs from base 1 to 696 and encodes 231 amino acids.
AUGAAAUCUCAAGUCCUUCAAAUCACUGCGAUAGUCGCUGCAACUAUUGUGCAAGGAUAUGAGUUUGUUCGCCUGAAUAAAACUGAUGCUGCUCUACUCAUAGUCGAUCACCAAAUCGGUCUCGCAACACUAGUCAGAGAUUAUGAACCUACUGUUUUCAGGCAGAGCGUGAUUGCUCAUGCUGCUAUCGGCAACCUGUUUAAUCUGCCUACGAUCAUGACGACCUCUGCAGAAACUGGACCAAAUGGCAAACUUCCAAAAGAGGUCACAGAUCUACACCCAAAUGCCCCCUACAUUAAGCGUAACGGUGAAGUCGAUGCUUGGGAUAAUCCAGAAUUCAAAGCUGCUGUGAAAGCCACGGGAAAAUCCCAAAUGAUUAUCGCCGGCAUCGUCACCGAAGUCUGUACCUCAUUUCUAGCGCUUUCCCUUAGAGCAGAAGGCUACGAAGUGUUCGCCAACACUGAAGCCUCUGGAACAUUCAACGAUAAGCUCGCUGCCGAUGCGAAUCGUCGUAUGGAAGGAGCAGGCGUACAUCUCAUGGGCAUGUUCGGUAUUGUAGCGGAUUUGCAGCGUGAUUGGAGAAAUACUUCUCCCAAUGCUACUGAGGUAUUCGCGUAUAUGGACAAAUACCAGGCUCCUGUCGCGCUUAUGGCUAGGCACUAUUCAGAUGCAAUUUCUUCCGCUGGGAAUGCUUAG